AUGAGCGCCGACGAGAAGUGCAAGAUUUACGUCCUAACCUACAGCCUGUACGGACAUGUCAACACCUUGGCUGCCGAGAUCAAGACCGGCAUCGAGGAGGCUGGGUGCGAGGCUGUCAUGGUCCGCUGCCCUGAGACUCUGCCCGCGGACAUCCUCGAGAAAAUGCACGCACCUCCUAAGGACGAGUCCAUCCCUGAAGUGGACGUGAAGGACCUCGUCAACGCCGAUGGCAUUCUCUUCGGCUUUCCGACGCGGUUCGGCACCCUCCCCACCCAGAUGAAGUCCGUUCUUGACGCCACAGGGGGCCUGUGGCAGAGCGGAGGGCUCGUCGGCAAGCCGGCCGGCGUGUUCAUCUCAACGGCGACUCAGGGGGGCGGCCAGGAAACCUCGGCGCUCACCUUCCUGACGCAGCUGGCGCACCAUGGCAUGAUGUUCGUGCCCAUCGGGUACUCGAGCCCCCUCCUGUUCAACAACGACGAGGUCCACGGCGGAAGCCCGUACGGCGCGGGCACCCUCGCCGGGGGCGACGGGUCUCGCAUGCCCAGCGACCUCGAAAAGGGUGUCGCCAAGCACCAGGGUUCCUUCUUCGCAGGCACCUGCAAGGCCCUCAAGGCCGGUCGCGCCGCCUCCGCUUGA
Molecule: messenger RNA, 636 nt
Organism: Ectocarpus siliculosus
Lineage: Eukaryota; Phaeophyceae; Ectocarpales; Ectocarpaceae
Source: the annotation of a GenBank genome assembly